AUGAAGCUAUGGAGGAAAGCUGCCGGUGCCGUGAAGGACCAGAACAGCAUCCUCCUAGCAAGCUUCCUGACCCCUCGGAGCUCUUCCCGGGACGGCAGCCUGGAGGCGGCGAUCAUCAAGGCCACCAGCCACGACGGCGACAGCGUCGACUACCGCAACGCGCAGCGCGUGUUCGAGUGGAUAAGGACGUCGCCGGUGAGCCUGAAGCCGCUGGUAUGGGGACUCAGCGUGAGGAUGGAGAGGACGCAGAGUUGGGUCGUGGCUUUAAAGGGUCUCAUGUUGAUGCAUGGAAUAUUUUGUUGUAACACGCCGGCGGUUCACCGGAUCGGCCGGUUGCCGUUCGAUCUGUCCGGUUUCGCCGACGGGCAUUCCCAUCCGACGAAGGUGUGGGGGUACAACACGUUUGUUAGGUCCUACUUCACGUUCUUGGAUCGGAGAUCCUCCCUCUUGUAUCCCACAUUCAGCACAAACCACAAGUGCAGAAGGAUGUCGUCCAAAAAAACGGCCAUGACUACUCCUCCUCCUGGAGCUACCGACGAGGACAAUUACCAUGAUGAUCAUGGUGUCAUGAUGAUGAUCACAAAGGUGGAACUGUGGCAAGAGAUCCAGAAGCUGCAGAAGUGGCAGAAACUGCUGGACCUUCUCCUCCAAAUCAAGCCACUAGCCGACAACAUGAAGCGAAACGCUCUGAUAAUGGAAGCCAUGGACUGCGUCAUCGUCGAGAUCUUCGACCUCUACAGCAACAUCUGCAGCGGGGUUUCUCGGGUCCUGAUGGAGGUCCACUUGGCCGGAAAGGCCGAGUCCACCAUGGCCCUUCGGCUGCUUCAGAAGGCCAGGGUUCAGGGCAAGAACCUGGUUCUCUACUUCGAGUUCUGCCGCGCCUUCGGAGUUUUCAGCGCCAUGGAGGUCCCCAAGGUGACUCCAAUCCCAGAGGAAGACAUCAAGGUGUUGGAACACAUGGCGAGUGGCGUUUCAGAGCUGGAAGAGAUGGUGGCAAAGAAAGGAGGGGAUUACUACAAAGCUACCUCCGACGCCGGCGCCGGAGUCCCGUGUCACGAAAAGCGCUAUAAAAAAGCUGCAAUGGGAGAUGAUGAUGGUGAAGUGAAGAAGAACGUGAGCAAUAUUACUGCUAGUGGGAGGUUGCAGACGGUGAUAACGGACGAAUGGGAGGUGUUUGAUGAUGAUAAUGAUCGAGAUUCCGUCGGUACUUACGGUGAUUUGUUAUCGAUAUGUGAUGUUGUGUCGUCGCCGCCGACGAACCCAUUUGAGAUGCCGGACGAUCAGCUGAUGGAUCUGCUAUCGACUCUGCCCACGCCUAUUCAUGAACAACACCAGCUUCAAGUGUAUAAACAAGAUGAGCUUCCUGAUUUGAUUAGUUUCUGA
This is a messenger RNA of Linum trigynum, 1383 nucleotides long. The record is from the annotation of a GenBank genome assembly. NCBI's taxonomy places the organism in Eukaryota, Viridiplantae, Streptophyta, Magnoliopsida, Malpighiales, Linaceae.